AAGACUCCACGUCGCCCGCUGAGCUCUCGGGACCUGGACCUCGGACCAACUCGCUGAUCCGAACCCAUUCUUCCUCCUCCUUUGACACACUUUUGGUCACCUUUGAGAAGAUUCCAGGCCAAUCUCCAGAUUUCUCAUCCGACACUUUUGCUCUUCUCACUUGGUGUCCUCCUGGCAGCUAUCUCCAUGCUGUGGUGAUCCACAGGAGGUGAAAAUGAAAAGCGCUCCGUCUGUGGUUCUCACUGCCCUACUGGCGCUAUUGCUGUCCUGCUCAUGCCAGGCCCAGGACCAAGUGGAGCCACCCUCACAUUUGACCUUUCACAUUUUGGAUGAGAGGACGGUGCAGAUGUCAUGGAAACGGUCACGCUCCGACAUUGACGGUUACAGGAUACACGUGACCUCUGACACAGGAGAACUAACACGAGAAUUCGCUUUGGCGCCGUCGGCCACCACGACCUCCAUCUCCGACCUUAAUGCAGAUGUGGAAUAUUCUGUUAGCAUAUCCGCGUACUCUAGCUCAGAGGAAAGUCUUCCCAUUUCGGGCCAGAUCACAAUUGAGUCGGGCGGCGCCUCGCGAGGACCGUCAAGAAGACCAGACUCCACCUCCCUCAAAUGCUCCGUGAGCGCCGUGGCAGACGUGGUCUUCCUGGUGGACGCCAGCCGCAGCAACUUCAAAAGCGUUCGCAGUUUCGUGGCGGCCGUGGCCGGCUCCUUCCAGAUCGGUGAAGACAAAACCCGUGUGGGAGUGGUUCAAUACGGCGGGGAUACGCCCACCGGGUUCAGACUGGACCAACACAUGAGCCGACCCACUGUGAUGCACGCCAUCAGCGCGCUGGUGCACCACCGAUACCCCGCCAGAACAGGUGACGCUCUAGAUUACCUGUUGGCCAACACCUUCACGGAGGCGGCGGGCGCCAGGACGGCUUUUCCCAAAGUGCUGUUGAUCCUAACAGACGGCCAGUGGGAGGAUUCCGCGCAACGUUCCGCCAGGCGGCUGAGAAACGCGGGCGUGGAGAUCUUUGUUGUCGGAAUUCAGGAGAGUGAUCAGGAGAAGCUGAAGGAGCUGGCCUCAUCUCCUUCCAGAAGUCACAUUUUUACAGUGGCCGCCUUGGACAGCAUCCAGAAUGUUCAGAGGGAGGUCAUCGGUCAGGUGUGUGCGGGCGUUGAAGAUCAGCUCAGCUCCCUGGCCAGUGGAGAAGAAGUCGUCGAGCCCGCCUCCAACCUUCAGGUCCUGGAGGUGGCCUCAAAGACCAUGAGGAUGAGCUGGAGCGCAUCCGCCGGCGAUGUUUCUGGGUACAAGGUGCAGAUGAUCCCCAUGAUGGCUGGUGGCAAGCGUCAGGAGCUGUACGUGGGCCAGAGCCAGACCUCCGUAGUGGUCCGGGACCUCUCGCCAGACAUGGAGUACCAGGUCAGCCUGUUUGCCCUGAAAGGCCUCACGCCAAGCGAGCCCGUGGUGGUCCUGCAGAGGACUCAGCCAGUGAAGGUGUCAGUGGAAUGUUCUCUGGGCGUGGACGUCCAAGCUGACGUGGUUCUCCUAGUGGACGGGUCUUACAGCAUCGGCCUGGCCAACUUUGCUAAGGUCCGAGCCUUCUUGGAGGUGCUGGUGACCACCUUUGACAUUGGACCAGACAAAGUCCAGAUCAGCUUGGUCCAAUACAGUCGCGACCCGCACACCGAGUUCUUCCUGAACACUCACCACGACCUGAGCGGCGUGGUCAAGGCGGUGAGGUCUUUCCCGUACCGAGGUGGCUCCACCAACACGGGCAAGGCCAUGACCUACGUGAGGGACAAGAUCUUCCAACUGGCUAGAGGUGCGCGGGCCAACGUUCCUCGUGUCACCAUCCUCAUCACGGACGGCAAGUCUUCCGACGCCUUCCAGCAGCCGGCCACCAAGCUGAGGGACGCUGAUGUGGAGAUCUUUGCUGUGGGCGUGAAGGACGCCGUGCGGUCCGAGCUGGAGGCCAUCGCCAACUCGCCCGCCGAGACGCACGUGUACACCGUGGAGGACUUUGACGCUUUCCAGAGGAUCUCAAAAGAGCUGACGCAGUCCAUCUGCCUGAGGAUCGAGCAGGAGCUUCGCAACAUCCAGAAGAGACAGCUAGUCCAGCCCAGAGGCCUGUCCUUCUCCGAGGUCACCUCCAGAAGCUUCCGCACCUCUUGGGAAAUUGACGCCACCGACGUGGAGUCCUAUUUGGUUCAGUUCAAGCCUGUGGACAUCCCUGACGCCCAUUUGGUGUCCAUGUCCGUCCCCGGGGACACCCUCACUGCCGUCCUUCCCUACCUCACCCCCCUGACCCGCUACCAAGUUAACGUCUCUGCUCAGUAUGAGCGAGGCGACAGUUUGCCAUUGAGCGGCCACGAGACCACCCUGGAGGAACAAGGUCCGGUACGCAACCUGAGAGUGUCAGAGGAGACCACAGACAGCUUCCGGGUGUGGUGGCAGCCGGCGCCAGGAGCCGUCAUCCGCUACCGCUUGACCUUUGAACCUGUCGGAGAGGCAGGCGCCAGGGCGGAAGUGACCACGCUCGGCGAUGAGACUGACAUUGUGCUGCAGGGGCUCCGACCUCGGACCACUUACCUGGUGACCGUCACCGCUGAGUACCAGUCUGGGUCUGGACCACCACUGCAGACGUAUGGCACCACCAAAGAAGAGGUGGGUCCCCCUAAAAACCUGCUGACGCGGGACGUGACCGACAGCAAUUUUUCCGUGUGGUGGACGGCCGCUCCUGGGAACGUCAGAAUGUACCGAGUCCGAUGGCAGUCCAUGUAUUCCCAAGAGUCUGGCGAGAAGAUGGUCCGAGGGGACGAAACCAACACCGUGCUGGAAGGUCUGAGCCCCGAGACGCUCUACCAGGUCUCUGUGGUUGCAGCCUAUGAGCACAAAGACAGCGAGGCGCUCUCAGGACAGGAAACCACUGAUGCCUCCGCCGAGGUGAAAAGGCUGCGCGUGUCGGACGAGACGGAGCGGAGCAUGAAAGCCACGUGGCUGCCGGCACCCGGCAAGGUACUCCACUACCGUCUCAAGUAUGUUCCCAGCGCCGGGGGCAGGGAAGUGGUCUUGAAGAUCCCAGCCGGGGUCACCUCCUCCGUCCUGAAGAGGCUGCAACCUUUGACCUCGUACAGCAUCACUGUCCAUCCCGUCUACAAGCGCGGGGAAGGAAAAGCAAGGCAAGGAGUAGGAAGCACACUGUCACCUUACAAGGCUCCGAGGAACCUGCAGACCUCAGAGCCCACCAAGACCAGUUUCAGGGUCUCCUGGGACCCGUCACCCGGGAACGUUCGAGGCUACAAGGUGACCUUCCAUCCCGUUGGGGAUGAUAUCGACCUGGCCGAGCUGCUGGUGGGCCCCUAUGAUAACACUGUGGUUCUGGAGGAACUUAGGGCGGGAACAAAGUAUAACGUGGCGGUGUUCGGAAUGUUCGACGGAGGAGAGAGUUUGCCUCUGGCGGGAGAGGAGAAGACGACGCUCUCUGACGCUCCCGAGCCGCCCGCAUUCGGUCCUUCUGACGCACAAUGUAAGACCUCAGCCAAGGCCGACGUGGUGUUGCUGGUGGACGGAUCCUGGAGUAUUGGCCGCAUAAACUUUAAAACCAUUCGCAACUUCAUCGCUCGCAUGGUCAGCGUCUUUGACAUCGGUCCGGACAAAGUCCAGAUUGGUCUGGCUCAGUACAGCGGUGACCCCAAGACCGAGUGGCACCUGAACGCUCACUCAACCAAGGCAUCCCUGCUGGAUGCCAUAGCCAACCUGCCCUACAAAGGAGGAAACACCAUGACAGGCAUGGCGCUGAGCUACAUCCUCCAGAACAACUUCAAACCCAACGUGGGAAUGCGCGAAGAAUCUCGUAAAAUCGGCAUCCUGAUCACAGAUGGAAAAUCACAGGACGAAAUUAUCACCAACUCGCAGAACCUGAGAGACAGCGGCAUUGAGCUCUACGCCAUUGGCGUGAAGAACGCAGAUGAGAAUGAGCUGCGGUCCAUCGCUUCCGACCCCGAUGCCAUUCACAUGUACAACGUCAACGACUUCCAGUUCCUGCUGGACAUCGUGGAUGACCUCACCGUCAACCUUUGUAACAGCGUCAAGGGCCCAGGGGAAGCGCUGGAGGCGCCCACCAACCUGGUGACCUCCGAGGUGACCCACCGCUCCUUCCGCGCCACCUGGACCGCGCCCGACACUCCCGUGGAGAGAUUCCGCGUCGUGUACGUGAGGGCGGCCGGAGGACCUGCACAGGAGAUGCUGCUGGACGGCUCUGUGACCUCUACGGUUUUGGACGAUCUGAGCUCUCUCACCGAGUACCUCGUGAGCGUCUAUUCUCUGGCUGGCGAGGAGAGCAGCGAGCCGCUGGUGGGCCGCGAGACCACUUUGCCGUUGCCGUCCGUCACGUCCAUGAAUGUUUAUGACGAGACCAUGAGCACUAUGAGGGUUCGUUGGGAGAGGGUGGGCGGAGCCAGCGGUUACAUUGUGCUGUACCGCUCCAUCAACGCCACCGAGCCUCAGCUGGAUAAGGAGGUCCGUGUCCGAGGAGAUGUGAGUGACGUGCAGCUGACACAGCUGAUUCCGAACACGGCGUAUUCCAUCUCAGUUUUGGCUCAGCACGGCGAAGCUACGAGCGAGCCAAAGAAGGGCACCGGAGUCACGUUGCCUAUGCCUCCUGCUGGAGCUCUCAGGAUCUCGUCUGUCACUCACAGCAGCAUGAGGCUCAACUGGGACCCCGCCCCCGGACUGGUGCGCAAGUACUUGGUCGUCUACAGGGCAGAGGACGGAGACGCCAAAGAGCGUGAGGUCGCUGGUGACAUCACCACCCUGGACCUGUCCGGCCUGACCUCCCAAACUGAGUACGACGUGGCUGUGACGGCAGUCUACGACGAAGGGCCGGCCAUCCCCAUGCUUGGAAACGCAAUCACGGAUGUUGUACCAGCACCAAAGAACCUGCAGUUCUCUGAGGUGGACCUGACCUCCUUCAGGGCCACGUGGGAGCAUGGAGCACCGGAUGUGGCUCUGUACCGCAUCGGAUGGACCAAGAAAGGCGAGAACGACGUCCAGUCUACUAUCUUGGGCAACGAUGAGACAUCCCACGUUCUGCAGAAUUUGGACCCGGACACUGAAUACACGGUGACUGUGACGGCCAUCUACCCAGAUGAGUCUGAAAGUGAAGACUUGAUGGGCAACGAGCGCACAUUGUUAAAGGCUGUGGACGUGCGGCCGGAGCCUCCUCGAAACCUGAAGGUUUACAACGCCACCGUCAGCACGCUGGCGGUAAGGUGGGACCCGGCCCCCGGCCCCGUGCAGAACUACAAGAUCCUUUACGCUGCGCUUGCGGGAGGCGAGGCUCUCUCAACGCAGGUCGGAGGCAAGAAGACCAGCACCAUCCUGCAGAAGUUGUCCCCUGACACGCCGUAUGUGGUGACCAUGACCGCUGUGUACCCCACUGGCCUCAGCAGAGAUGUUUCAGCAGAAGGAAGAACCAAGCCUCUGGGUGGUGUGAGGAACCUACAGGUUGUCAACCCCACCAUGACCACGCUCAAUGUGCGCUGGGAGCCGGCCGAGGGUCGUGUCAAGGAGUACAAAGUGAUCUACGCUCCUGCUGCCGGAGGAGCUGAGAGCAUGGAGCAGGUGUCUGCUGGCACCACCAGCACCACCCUGAGAGGCCUGCAGCCUGACACCCUGUACACCGUCUCCCUGGUGCCUGUCUACGCCGAGGGAGAUGGCAAGACCAUGUCUGAAAAUGGAAGGACGCGGCCACUCGGGGGUGUGAAGAACCUGCAGGUGACUGACCCCACCAUGACCUCGCUCAACGUCAAGUGGGACCUGGCUGACGGGGCCGUUCGCUUGUACAAGGUCUUCUACGUGCCCGUCGCUGGCGGCCGCGAGGAGAUGGAGCAAGUUCCUGCCAGUGUCAACUCCAUCAUCCUCAGGAACCUUCUUCCUGACACGGCGUACUCUGUAUCCGUCUUACCAGUUUACCCGGCCAGGGAGGGAAAACGGCAAUUUGAGAACGGAAAGACUUUGCCUCUGGGCGGCGUGGGCAACAUGAAGGUGACCAACCCCACCAUCACGACUCUCACUGUGACCUGGAACCUUGCAGACGGAAACGUCCAGGGCUACAAAGUCAUCUACGUGCCAGAAGAUGGAGGCCUGGAGAUCAUGGAGCAAGUGUCUGAGAGCACCACCAGCACCGUCCUGGAGAAGCUCCUCCCAGACACCCGCUACACUGUCACCGUGGUCCCCGUCUACGCCGAGGGCGACGGUCCGAGUCUGACCGACAGCAGCAAGACAAAGCCGCUGGGCAUGGUGAGGAACCUUCAGGUGUUUGAUCCCACCACCAGCACCCUCAACGUGCGCUGGGAGCCCGCCGAGGGGAACGUUCGCGAGUACAUUGUCAUCUGGGUGCCGAGUGGAGGCGGAGACCAGGAUGUGGACCAGGUUUCUGGAUCCACCACCUCCACUGUGCUCAAGAACCUGGAGGCCGACACCGAGUACACCGUCACCGUGGUGCCCGUCUACCAUGAGAUGGAGGGACUGCCGCUGUCCGAAAAUGGGAAGACGAAUCCGUUCGGGGGCGUAAAGAACCUGCAAGUGGUGGACCCAACCAUCAACACUCUGACAGUGCGUUGGGAGCCGGCGGUGGGCAAUGUUCGCAGCUACAAGGUCACCUACUCAGCAGAGCCUGAUGGAGAACAACAAACGGAGGAGGUGUCAGGUGGCACGACUAGCACCAUGCUGAGAAACCUGGACUCAGACACCGUCUACAAUGUGGUAGUGGUUCCCAUUUAUCCGGAUGUGGAGGGCAUUCCCGAGGCUGAUAAGGGAAAGACCAAACCCUUGAGUGGCGUGAAGAAUCUCCGCCUUAGCGACCCCACCACCAACUCCCUAAGAGUGCGCUGGGACGCGGCCGAGGGCGACGUCCGGCAGUACAGGAUCUUCUACGUGCCCGCUGCUGGAGGAGACGAGCUCAUGAUUCAGGAAUCUGGCAUGGUGACCAACGCCGUUCUGAGAGACCUGCAGCCUGACACAGAGUACAAGGUCACCCUGGUGCCCAUUUACCCCGACGUGGAAGGAAAACGCAUGUCGGAGAAUGGGAAGACGAAGGCGCUGGGCGGCGUGAAGAAUCUGCAGGUCACAGAUCCCACCACCAGCACCCUCAAGGUCCAGUGGGAGCCCGCGGAGGGAAACGUGCGUCAGUACCGCCUCUUCUACGUGCCUGCGGCCGGCGGCGCAGAGGACAUGGAGCAGGUAUCAGGAGGCACCACCAGCACCAUCCUGAGGAACCUCCUCUCAGACACCUCCUACACCGUCACCGUCGUCCCCGUUUACCCAGAGGGAGAAGGUCUGCGCCAGUCUGAGAUGGGACGCACACUUCCACGCACACCACCACGUAACAUCCAGGUGUACAACCCCACCCCCAACAGCCUCAACGUGCGCUGGGAGGCGGCCUCGGGCCAGGUGCAGCAGUAUCGUGUGGAAUACGCCCCCGUGAGCGGAGCCGCACCAUCCCAGUUUGUGCUGGUUCCCGGGAAUGUCAACAAUGCCUUCCUUGACAGCCUGAUCCCGGACACUCCCUACCGGGUCAGCGUGUCCGCCAUGUACCCUGAUGGCGAAGGACUGUCACUGAAGGGCAACGGGAAAACAUUACCCCGUGCCGGGCCGCGGAACCUGCGGGUGUUUGAAGCCACCACCAACUCUCUCACCAUCGGGUGGGACCACGCUGAGGGUCCCGUGAGGCAGUACCGUAUCAUCUAUGCCCCCAUGACGGGAGACCCCAUUACGGAAUAUGCUGUCGUUCCUGGGAACAGAAACAACGCCAGGCUGCAGAACCUGUUCCCCGACACGCCGUACAACAUCACAGUGGAGGCCAUCUAUUCAGAGGGCCCCGGAGGACUCCUCAAUGGGAACGGACGCACAGUGGGCCGGCUGAGUCCAAGGAACCUGCGCGUGUCAGAUGAGUGGUACACACACUUCCGAGUGGCCUGGGACCCCGUGUCGGCUCCUGUGGAAGGAUACAGACUCAUCUACUCGCCACACGGCGUUGACCAGUCCAUCGACGUCUUUGUGGGUGAUGUGACCUCCUACUCUCUGCACAACCUGAAGCCCGGCACCACCUAUGACGUCAAAGUCCUGGCACAGUACAGCGGCGGCUCGAGUGUGCCACUCGAUGGGCGCGGAACAACGUUGUUCCUCAACGUGACCAACAUUGAGACAUACAACAUCGCUCACGAUAAGUUCUGCGUCAAGUGGACGCCUCACCGAGCGGCCACAUCGUACCGCCUCCGACUGAACCCAGUAGACCCGUCCAGUCGAGGUCAACACGAGAUCACCAUCCCAGCCGGCCUUCCCCAGUACUGUUUUGAUGGACUUUCUCCCGACGCCCUCUACACCGCCACCGUCUUUGUCCAGACGCCCAACCUGGAAGGACCCGGCGUCAGCGCCAGAGAGAGAACCUUGGUCAAGCCAACGCCCGCACCUACGCUCCCGCCUACCCCAAGCCCCCCGCCCACCAUACCCCCAUCAUGGGCAGUGUGCAAAGGUGCCAAGGCAGACUUGGUGUUCCUCAUCGACGGCUCGUGGAGUAUCGGCGAGGAGAGCUUCACCAAAGUUGUGAAUUUCGUCUCCAGCAUGAUCGGAGCCUUUGACGUCAUCGGCCCCGCUGGGAUGCAGGUGUCGUUCGUGCAGUACAGCGACGACGCAAAGACAGAGUUCAAGUUGAACGCGUACCAAGACAAAGGUGUCGCCAUGUUGGCGCCUCAUCACAUCCGCUACAGAGGAGGAAACACCAAAACGGGAGUGGCUCUGAAGCACACGUAUGAAAAGGCCUUCUCUUUGGAGAACGGCAUGAGGAGGAACGUCCCCAAGGUGGUGGUGGUCAUCACAGAUGGACGUUCUCAGGAUGAAGUGAAGAAGAGCGCUGCCAAGCUGCAACACGCAGGUUACAGCGUCUUUGCCAUCGGCGUGGCUGACGUAGACUUUGUGGAGCUGCAGGAGAUCAGCAGCAAGCCCAGCGAAAGACACGUCUUUGUUGUGGAUGACUUUGAUGCUUUUGACACCAUCAAGGAGAACCUGAUCACCUUCAUUUGUGAAACGGCCACAUCCACGUGCCCGCUGAUCUUCGUCAACGGCUUUGUGUCUCCUGGUUUCAGGAUGCUGGAGACUUUUAACCUGACAGAGAAAACCUACGCUCAGGUGAGAGGCGUCUCCAUGGAGCCUGGAUCCUUCAACAGCUUCACAUCCUACAGACUCCACAAAAACGCUUUCCUGGCAAUGCCCAGCACAGACGUGCACCCUGAAGGCCUUCCUCAUGUCUACACCAUCAUUCUCAUGUUCCGCCUCCUACCCGACUCACCGACUGAGGCCUUUGACAUCUGGCAGGUGUCCAGUUCGGAUCACAAACCAGAGACCGGAGUCACCAUUGACUCCGCCAGACAGACCGUGUCCUUUUACAACAAGGACGAACGCGGGGAGAUCCAGCGGGUCACCUUCGAUGAACCUCAGGUCAAGCAGAUCUUCCAUGGAAGCUUUCACAAGCUGCACAUCCUGGUUUCCUCCACGGACGUCAAACUCAACGUGGACUGCCAAACCGUGGCCGAGAAGCCCAUCAAAGCUGCGGGAAGCACGUCCAAAGACGGCUACCAAGUCCUGGGAAAAAUGUCUAAGUCCAUCGGCUCCCGAGGAGAGUCAGCAAGUUUCCAGCUGCAGAUGUUCGAUAUUGUGUGCACGUUGGCGUGGACCAGCAGGGACCGAUGCUGCGACCUUCCAUCCCUGAGAGACGAGACCAAGUGUCCGUCGCUGCCCAACGCGUGCACGUGCACCACGACCAGCAACGGCCCUCCGGGACCGCAGGGACCGGUGGGUGCACCUGGAAGCAAAGGACCACGCGGUGAAAGAGGAGAGCUCGGUUCUCCGGGACCAGCGGGACCGCAUGGAGACAUCGGAGCACCUGGACCCAUGGGCCUGCCCGGCCCACAAGGACCCAGUGGACGCUCAAUACCAGGAGAGGCUGGCCGUCCUGGACCCAAAGGAGAACCCGGUGACUCGGGCCUACCUGGACAAAAGGGCUCACCAGGACCUCGCGGGCCUAUUGGACCCAUCGGCCCAGCCGGAGUGAGGGGCCCCCAAGGAAAGGACGGACUUGUAGGACCCAGAGGACCUGCUGGGCCCAUGGGACCCCCGGGAUCUCCAGGAGCGCCAGGGCCAGAAGGGAAACCAGGAAACACCGGAGCUCCUGGACCUGCUGGUUCCGUGGGUCCGAAGGGAGACAAGGGAGAGCGAGGUGACUUUGCUCCUCAGAAUAUGAUGCGCUCCAUCGCCAGGCAGGUUUGCGAGCAGCUCGUCAACGCCCAGAUGAACCGCGUCAACAACCUACUCAACCAGAUCCCUACCGGCAUUCACCGCAACAACAACCCGGGCCCCCCCGGCCCGCCCGGACCCCCUGGCAGAACCGGACCGCGUGGAGAAGUGGGACCCGCCGGAAGGAAUGGCUUCCCUGGAAAUCCAGGCUUACCGGGUCAGGCCGGAGAAGCAGGGCCGGCGGGAGAGAAGGGCGAGCGAGGCUUAGGAGGAGUGGGACAGAAAGGCCCCAGGGGGCCCGCUGGUCCACCAGGAGAAAGUAGGACAGGACCUCCAGGACCAUCAGGCUCCACAGGACCACGUGGUCCUCCCGGUCGUCCCGGUUAUGCCGGCGUUCGCGGCCCACCCGGACCUGCGGGCUACUGCGACUCCUCCCAAUGUGUCGGUAUUCCUUACAACGGCCAAGGAUACGUAGGCCGCUACCCAUCCGCUCCCGACGCACGGGCGGUCCCGGUCCCCGAGGAAGGCCAGUCAUCCCAGGAGCGGCGCCGGAAGAGGUCGCUGGCGAGGAAGGCGUCCGACAGGCUAACAUCAUAAGACGCCGUCUUCUUCUUCAAAGCGUGUGUGAAUAUUGAUUA
Doryrhamphus excisus (bluestripe pipefish) is the source of this 10917-nucleotide messenger RNA. NCBI's taxonomy places the organism in Eukaryota, Metazoa, Chordata, Actinopteri, Syngnathiformes, Syngnathidae. The record is from RefSeq and is a predicted model, not a curated record.